AUGGCAACUGCAGCAAUCGAUCCAUUAUUACCAUGGGUAGAGAAAUAUAGACCAAUUGAGAUUAAAGAUAUUGUCGGUAAUGAAGAAACUGUUAGCAGAUUAGAAAGUAUUUCAAAAGAUGGUAAUUUACCAAAUAUUAUUAUUAGUGGACCACCAGGAACUGGUAAAACAACAUCAAUUUUAUGUUUAGCGAGAGCAUUAUUGGGACCAAACUAUAAAGAAGCAGUAUAUGAAUUAAAUGCAUCAGACGAUAGAACUUUAGAUGUAGUCAGAGAUAAAAUCAAAUCAUUUGCACAAAAGAAGGUUACAUUACCACCAGGUAGACAUAAGAUUAUUAUUCUUGAUGAAGUCGAUAGUAUGACAUCUGGUGCACAACAAGCCCUUAGACGUAUUAUGGAAUUAUACAGUUCAACAACACGUUUUGCAUUCGCAUGUAAUCAAUCAACCAAAAUUAUUGAACCAAUUCAAUCAAGAUGUGCAGUAUUACGUUUCACCAAAUUAAACAAUCUUCAAAUUGCUGCACGUUUAAAAGAAGUUAUGACUAUUGAAAAAGUACCAUUCACCGACGAUGGUUUAGAAGCCUUAAUAUUCACCUCUGAGGGUGAUAUGCGUCAAGCUUUAAAUAAUCUCCAAGCCACUUUCUCUGGUUUAGGUUUAGUCAAUGCUGAAAAUGUAAAUAGAGUAUGUGAUCAGCCACAUCCAAAAAUUAUUAGAGCCAUCAUCGAACAAUGUUCAAAAUCAAAUGUUAAUGUAGCCUACAAACACUUAAAAACACUUUGGGACGAAGGUUUCUCCUCUAUCGAUAUCAUCUCUGCCUUAUUUAGUUUAACAAAAGCCUCCACAAUUUUACCCGAAUAUCAAAAAUUAGAAUUCUUAAAAGAAAUUGGUUUUUGUAAUCUUAGAGCUUCAACUGGUCACUGGGACAUGAGAGUCCGUACCUGGUUCAACCAACCAGCUCGUAAGAUCAGAAGAAGAAAUAACAGAAUCGAAAAAGCUGCUAAAGUCUUCCCAAGACCAAUUUCAACCUUAAAACCAGUUGUUCGUGGUUCAUCCAUCAGAUACAACAUGAAAGUUAGAGCUGGUCGUGGUUUCACCUUAGAAGAAUUAAAGGCUGCUGGUUUAACUGCUCAAUAUGCCAAAACUAUUGGUAUUGCCGUUGAUUUCCGUCGUGUCAACAAAUCACAACAAUCAUUAACCUUAAACGCCCAACGUCUCAAGAAUUACCAAUCUAAACUCGUUCUCUUCCCAAAGAAAGUUUCAGCUCCAAAGAAAGGUGAAGCUACCAAAGAAGAAGUUGCCAAAGCUGUCCAAACCCUCAAUGUUUCCCCAGUCAAAGCUGGUAUCAAAGUUUCAUCAGAAGCCCCACGUAAAGUUACUGAGGAAGAAAAGAAAUUCAACGCUUACGCUUCACUCAAAUUCGCUGACGCCAAAGUCAAGAACUCAGGUAUCAGAAGAAAGGCCGCUGAAAAGAAAGCUCAAGCUGCCUCUGAAAAAUAA
This is a messenger RNA of Dictyostelium purpureum, 1497 nucleotides long. Its product is annotated as replication factor C subunit. Gene Ontology annotation, cellular component: nucleus; DNA replication factor C complex; ribosome. Gene Ontology annotation, biological process: DNA-templated DNA replication; DNA repair; translation. Bases 1 to 1497 code for a protein of 498 amino acids. NCBI's taxonomy places the organism in Eukaryota, Evosea, Eumycetozoa, Dictyosteliales, Dictyosteliaceae. Gene Ontology annotation, molecular function: structural constituent of ribosome; ATP binding; DNA clamp loader activity. The record is from RefSeq and is a predicted model, not a curated record. The transcript has 3 exons.